Paramuricea clavata is the source of this 558-nucleotide messenger RNA. Lineage: Eukaryota; Metazoa; Cnidaria; Anthozoa; Malacalcyonacea; Plexauridae. The record is from the annotation of a GenBank genome assembly.
CAAAAUGAAAAAAUUCUGGAAAAGGUUCUUAUCGAAGGGAAGAGAUUGAAAGCAGAAUUCGCUCAGAAAAAUGACGAGAUUGAUGAAAGAGAUAGCGGGAUUGUGCAUGCAGCUACAGAGGCAACUGAACCAGACAGUGGAAGAAAAAUUGUUUUUGAUAACUUUGACUUUAAGCAAAAUGUGCAUCAUAUGACUGAAACACAUCAAAAUAUUGAUAAUCAUUGGGUCAGUCAUAUGUUCACAGAAAACAGAGUAUCUGGCAAUCAUUUAUCGACAGUGCGACCAAAGAAUUCUGCCAUCCUUGAUCUUGACAAUGGAAAGUUUAUCCCCAACAAAGAAGAACACAUGCUGCAGAGACAAAAUUAUUCUACUCUUGUGUCACAAAUUAUUGUGAGGAACAUUGUUUGCUUACACUUUCUAAGUCAGUGUGCUCCACAGCAUAUCAAGCACCAGUAUCAAUCAGAAAUGAUGAAGAAAACAGAAACAGUAAGCUUACCUUUGCUUUAUUUACUUUAUACUUUAUUUAGAAAUGGUAAAUACAUUGCAGCCAUGAGCUGA